Funneliformis geosporum is the source of this 1830-nucleotide messenger RNA. Lineage: Eukaryota; Fungi; Glomeromycota; Glomeromycetes; Glomerales; Glomeraceae. The record is from the annotation of a GenBank genome assembly.
AUGAUAGCUUCAGUAAAUUGUUUAAUUCUAGGAGAAGCUUCUAAAAAUAAUUUCAAUGUUGUCAUUGGCGAAGUAUAUACCAAUGAUGAUAAAAUUGAUGUCACCUUUGAUCAAUUCACUAUUUCAAACUUCAAAGAGCUUCUCUUUCGUAGGGAAAAAGUAAAAAAGGCAGUUCAAGAUUCUGAUAGUAUGGAUCUUUAUAAAGUUAAACUCAGUCUUUUGAGCCUUAAAGAUAAAAUUUAUACAAUGGAUGAAAUUGAAGAUCUUAGCACGAUGAUGGAAUCUAUGCUUGAAUUUAAAGAAUAUUUCAAUAAUGGUGACAAAAAACCAAAGCCAAGAUGCCUUCAUAUCUUCAUAGUCCCUACUAUUGUAGCCCCGCUACUGGAAAAAGCAUUACAUUUGACAAUAUUGAAGAGGAACUGGAACGAAUUAAGCCAAAAUCACCAUAUGACUGAAGUGAAUAUAAGGGAUGUUGAAAAAUACCAAAAGCAGACAUUAGGCCAAUUCUACCGCAAAGCCCUACCCUAUGAUACAAAGGUAGAUAAGAUGAAUCUAGCGAUGUUUGGACAAAUGUUGGAAAAGGCACCAAUGAUAAACAAUAACAAAACAUUGCUUGAUCUUAUUGAGAAUGACAUUGGUGAAACAAAUUAUUACAACGUAGUGGCAAUGGUUGGUCGAUCAGGUGCAGGAAAGACUGCAAUAAUAGUCGAUCUAGCAAAACAGCACUUUAUUGUCUACUGUCAACGAGAUUCAGUUCAGGCAUUGAAGGACAAUGACAUACGUCUGAAACAACGUGCAGGAGAACGUGUUGAGCUUGAAUUUCUGACACGAUUGCUAUUCCUACAACUACUUUUCAAGAUAAAACCUAACCUUACACCAGAGCAAUUUUUCUGUGAACAGAUGAAUGGAGGGGCUAAAACAAUUGAAAAUCUAGUGGGAACACUACGUAAAUAUCAUGUAACAACAAUCAGAGACAUGCUGUCAUAUGUGCAGAGAUAUCUAACAAAACAUAUCUAUGACCAAAGGCAAGGACUGGUGAUUGCUUUGGAUAAGGCCCAUAUUGCAGCAAAGUAUAUCCUGGCUGAAAAGCUAAUUUCACCCUCUAUACUAUCUGAAAACCUGAAAAACCAAAUAGAAGUGCUGUCAAGUACCCUCAAUCACAUGAAUAAUCUGCAAGAGAAAUAUCAACGUAGUUUUUUCACACCUCUAUGCGCAACACUGAGUGAUAUGCACGCAACACUGGUGGUGCUUGGAACAUCAUUGUCACUGUCAGAUGCAGACCAAGUAAGCUCAGCAGUUGACAAGAAGACAAACUUUCAAAAAAUUAUAAAUUUUCCUAAACUUAAUGAGCAAGAUGUGGAUAAUCUGUUAAAAUAUGCUAUUGACUUAUCUGAGUGUGUAAUCCCACCUAACAAGCGACGAAAACUUACAGGAUGGCCUCAUUUUUCAUCUAGUGUUAUUGGUAAGCUGAAUGACUCUGACAUGCACACCAAACAGGAUUUGUUCAUUAGUGCAGUUGAUUUAGCAAUUGAUCAAGUUAAGAAUGAUCUGAAGAAAAUAGUGCAAAAUCUUCUCGCUGAUAAGGCAUUAAACACAGCACGUUUACUUGGUCACAUGGUCUUAGCAUACAAGCUUUACAAUGGUAAGAUAUCAUUUGCACACAUUUCAGAAGCUGACUUUGUGAAUAAUGCCUUGUGCAAUCUAAGCAAAGACUCUGAUGACGUGCACUUGAUCAUGGAUGAACCACUGGUGAUUGAAGUUGUGGAAGAGGAACUGAAAAGCAUAAAUGUUGAUCCUGAAUUUUUAGUGUAUCUUGAUCAAUUCAACUAG